AGCCACUUAUCAACAAAAAGAAAGAAUGUAGAGAGGAGAGGUGAGCGAUGUUGUUGAUCAGAAGAGAAGAGAAUUGAAUCCAUUCCAGAUGUCAUAUUGUUGGCACAUACACACUUUGGCGAGCAAGGCUCUUGUUCCAAUUCCACAGUCACAUGGCAGUAUCUGUGUGGGUCUGAGUCAGAGUCAGAGGGUUCCUUGUUCUCCGUGGUGGAGACAUCCUCACAAUACCACCAGUAUCAACAACUAUCCCAGUGUCAGAUGUGAUGAUGAAGGAAUUUCUAAAAUACGAGUGCCAGACAGAAACACAUCCCUGUUUCCUAGACGCCAUCAUCCUCUAUAUACAAGAUGAUAUUGAUGCCAGUUCACUCCAACAACUAGUGUCCAAUUCCAAUGGCAAGGAGGAAGGAAACCUCUAUGACUAUCAGCCUGCUUUGGACCUCACCGCUCUUUUACGAUCUCUCGACAUACCUACCACUUCCAGAGUUACCAUUGCUACCCGUUUCCAACGAGCUUUCAUGCAGCUUCUUUCAAAUGCACAAUUUGAAGAACUAUCAGCUAGGGACCUGAUGUUAACGUCUGCAUUGAACACAGACUAUCUCCUUACCUUGCCAACGUAUGUUGAUUGGAAGAGAGCGUAUGAGUCUAAUGCCAUAAUAUUUAGGCGUGGUUACGCAACUGAGAAGCAGAAGGGUCUAUUAUUAAUUGUGGAAAAACUGGAUUACUUACAGUCUAAGCUUCUACGAAGGACCUUCUUUUCUAUAUCAAAACCACUAACAAAACUUGGCACCUGGAUGAGCGAGGUUAUAUUUUUGUGGUAGUUCCAUCGGUUACCUUUUCUAUUUGUGUAUAGAGAUAGAGUCAUGCCAUUUUUUGGGCACGGGAAAGAGAAGAUUCUUUACACAUAUUUUCUUGCAUAAGUAGAUAUUUCAGAAGAUGCAUCAAAUAUGGCUUAAAUACUUCCACGGUCACCAAUCUUCUAUUGAUAUUUAAAUGAUUCGCAAACAAGAGCUUGUGCAAAGGAAAUUCAGAGUCAUAAGGUAAAAGGUAUAAUAAUUUUGAAGAGUAAGGAAAAUAUAACAUGGAUAUGGAGUUAUAUCAGGAGGAUCAGCUGCAGACGUUGUCUUUAUAUUCAUCCACUCAAUGCAAUUCAUUUGGUGCAUGAUCUUUGCUCUCCUUAUAUGGAGAAUAUGAUUCAGGGGAACUUAAACUAGAUCAGAACCUUAUUUUAAUAUACUGGCAUGUAAGAUAUGUAUGAAUCUUAUUGAGAUUA
Molecule: messenger RNA, 1270 nt
Organism: Glycine soja
Lineage: Eukaryota; Viridiplantae; Streptophyta; Magnoliopsida; Fabales; Fabaceae
Exons: 3
Coding region: 264-818 (184 amino acids)
Source: RefSeq, a predicted model, not a curated record